Porites lobata is the source of this 3404-nucleotide messenger RNA. NCBI's taxonomy places the organism in Eukaryota, Metazoa, Cnidaria, Anthozoa, Scleractinia, Poritidae. The record is from the annotation of a GenBank genome assembly.
UUAGAUUGUGAAGCUUGCCGCUCCAAACAAGGCGACUGCCCAGCUCACAAAGCGCUGACAAGAAAACUGGUGAUACCUGGACAGAAACAGCCAGUCAAGUUUAGUUACGCCAUAGCUUCAUUUCCGGAGGAAGUGCAGUUAUGUGUAUCGAGCAUUCCUGGAGCGGGCUGCGGAGUCUGCGCCAAGCAGCAUAUUCCCGUGGGCACAUGGAUUGGUCCGUAUGAGGGAAAACAUGUCAAAUGUGAUGACGUCAAACCCAACACUGAUACGUCAUACAUGUGGGAGGUAAUUUAAACGUUCUGUAGUUUGAUAAAUUUUUUGGUAUUAACCGUUUAACUCCCAAAAGUUGCCAAAGUCAAAAUUUGACCACAUUUCCAAAUUUUAUUUGUCAAAUGCCGAAAAAACAAGAAAUAACAUGUGAUGGUACACAAUUUGAACUCACGCCACGCUACACAUCUUAACCACAGAAUGAAAAGUUAGAACCACCUUUCAACUCUCCAUCUUUCACUUCGGAGGGAAAGGGUUAAAGCAGCUUAGUGGAGAUGGCGAUAUUGAUUCACCAAGGGCAUUACCACGAGGGGCUUUUGCAAAUUGAGAUAUAGUCAUUUAGAUCACUCUCUGGUGCAAGGCGAAACAGCCCCGGGGAAACAGUCCCUGAGUAACAAUCCUGUCUGCAAUACCAUCUCCAAGGCAUCAGUACUCCAUAAUCAACGGUUUUCAAUUAAUAUUUCAUUCUAAAUAACUCAUGUCGACUAGCGUGUAUUCUCAGAUCUUUUUUUUGCAAAUUAUGAACGACUGGAACAACUCCUUCUUAAUAGUGCUUUGUUGCACCCGUGUCUUAACCUUUCACUCCAUGGCCAAUGGCCAUCCCUCCCUUUGUCUUUUUCGUUUAGCGUCAAAUGCGUCUCCUGAUUUUCCGGUCGGUUGGUCGGAUGAAAAAACAAGCCUUAAAAAAAGAGAAAAAAAUCAGAAAAAGUCGGUGAAUAGGAGGCCUGAAACCCCAGCAUCAUUGUCGUGGAGCCUGGAAACAACAAGACAAGGUCACGAAAUCCACACAAACUCAAUAUGGCGGAAAUUAAUGAAAAUAUGAUGGUCGAUGUCAUUAUGGUAAAAAGCAAAAAGGAGAUACUCUACCAAACCUUCUAUGCCUGGAAAUUCUGUUAGAAUGGUCAUUUUUCAGAUUGAAAGAAUUGAUUAAAGUAAAAAGGUUUAACUAUGUCGUUUUUUUUCUUUGAAAAUGCCCAAAAUUUGGCUCGGUCGGACGAUGCUAAACGGAGAAAACGGGGGACGGUUUAACAGUCACUAUUGAAACUUACACAUUUUUUUUGUAACUUCCUAAAAAAUAAAUAGUACUACGCUAAGACUCUACCAAAGAUUUUUCACUAGAAGGUUAGCAUCGUAGGAUAUCGUCCACAAAUGUAAAAGUUAGCAUGAAAAAUCAUCUCACCAUCAGGACUCGAUCUAUGAAAGAAAGGGUUAGAAUUUAUGUCGUAUUAACUUUCUUAGCGGUAAUAUAUUAUUUAUAUAUUUGCACCCUUUCCUUAAAGAUUUAUCAAGAUGGCAAACUUUCUCACUACCUGGACGCGAGUGACGAAAAUACAUCGAGCUGGAUGCGCUUCAUCCGCUGCGCGCGCUACAGAGAAGAACAAAACCUUUUCUCAUUCCAAUACUGCGGUAACAUUUACUACAGGGCGUUCAGGGAGAUUUCCGUGGGGGCUGAACUUCUCGUAUGGUAUGAUGAAAAAUACCCUCAGGAUAUGGGAAUACCGCUGGAAGUGCAAGAUAUGGCGCUAGUAGAUCCCAACGGUAUGUCAAAACAGUGACGAAGAAACUUAGUUUAGGUAAUUCAAAGCAUUGUUUUCAGAAACUAUAUGUAGUGAUUGUUAUUAGUUCACUUAUUGUGAGAAUGUCCACUGCUUCAAGGCUGCAAACUUGAUUGGUAAAUACAAAGCAACAAAAGAACACCCCUUGAAGCCAUUUACCUCAAUUGUAGGGUCAUUUUUCACAGCAUAACCAUGAUGAGAAAUAGAGCUUUGCACAGAAAUAUGAUAUUUUCUCUCCUGGCUUGAUAGGUUAAUGUGCGGCUCUCUGUGCAAAAGUUCUCUGUCCGAUUCCCAGGUGUAACCUCAAAUCCUUGCCUUCUCUUACCUCAUCUUUUAUUCCUUUCCGUGUUGGGGUCUUUAAACUGAUAUCUUUCAUACGGAGCGCUGAUGGGAACAGGGGGUAUAACGAGCUCACCGCACAAAUUCGUUGGCCUCAGGUCUGUUGGCCUCAGACGAUGCCAUUUCGAGCUGCCAAUGUAAAUUAAGGACCCCUUGCCUUGACCUUUUUUGUUAUAUCUAGAAAGGAAUUCGCAGUGUUAGAAUGAAGAAUCAGUCAGUUUAAUUGUUUCAUAUACAUCAGGCACUGAUCUGAGCCUUGAGGGAUGUAAAAUAGCCUCUAGGGGCAUAACAAUAUCUCACAGUGACAACCCCUUAUGGCUAUUCUUCGUUGAAGUGGGGGUGAGUAGGGGCCGCAUUUCGUAUGGAACCUGUAAGCCCCGUUCGUACCCAUCCUCAUUGGGCGGGCAUAUCUGUGCCCAGUUUAUUACACUUCGUACUUUUCAUUUACAUUUCAUUUUUAAACCAAGACGUAUCUUACCCUCUCGUGGUGAUAUCGAAAACAUUUUCCCCCAUCUUCUAGGUACCAGACUCCUGCAAGAGGUACUAGCAGCUCAAGGCCAAAUUCAACCAACAGACAAAUCAAACGAAGCACCAAAAUUUUCCGCGCCCAUCUCCACUCAGCCAGCAGUCACCUCGCACACUCCUUCCAAGAAAACGUUCCGGAAGUCACCUGUAUCACGUGACAUGAUACCCAAUAACAAUCACAUUUCAUGGCACCAGAAGAUUCCUGGUCCUGUUGUUUCGAACAUCAGGCCUCCCUCGGGCGACAGUUCAGUCCGCGCUGAGAGAACUCGGCACAUUUCGGAUCCUGUUAUUGCUUUAAAGGAAGAGCGCAUUCUGGUUGAAGAUUGCGACGACAAUAAAAGAUUCAAGCUGUCGCCAGAAAGCAGCGAGAUGAGCUUGAUGAAAUGCGGUCAGUGUAACCAGUCAUUUGCGCAGAAAAACAUGCUCCAGGUCCACGUGUGUCCGCACAUUCCAAGAAGGCCAUACAAGUGCAAUUAUUGUUCAGAGUCGUUUUCUUUCCCUAACGAACUACGCACGCAUGUUGUCACUCACGCUAGCGAUAAGCCAUUUAAAUGCGGUUAUUGCUCGCGCACAUUUGCUGGAGCGACAACGCUGAACAAUCACAUUCGUACUCACACGGGUGAAAGGCCAUUCCUCUGUGAAAAAUGCGGCAAAACAUUUACACAGGCAUCCCAACUAAGCAAACAUCAACGAAUUCCACACGAGUGCGCACAUUAA